UGUCAGCAUUCAGUAAAGAUGGCUACAAUCUCUGAAGAUUCUAAUGGGAUUUCUUUGGAAGAUUUGGGUGAAGAUAUGAUGAACUAUGAAUUAUCAGAUUCAUCCAAGAAAGCACGAGAGGAACAUCAGGCAAUACUUGACGAGUUUGAACGAAAGAAACGUGCAAGGACUUUAGCU
Racocetra persica is the source of this 177-nucleotide messenger RNA. The record is from the annotation of a GenBank genome assembly. Lineage: Eukaryota; Fungi; Glomeromycota; Glomeromycetes; Diversisporales; Gigasporaceae.